Microtus ochrogaster (prairie vole) is the source of this 1419-nucleotide messenger RNA. RefSeq names its product coiled-coil domain containing 34 (gene Ccdc34). NCBI's taxonomy places the organism in Eukaryota, Metazoa, Chordata, Mammalia, Rodentia, Cricetidae. The record is from RefSeq and is a predicted model, not a curated record.
GAGAAGUCGACUCCGGUCCGGCUCGGGCCGUUUGAACUUGGCGGGCCUGAUGCGGGCGGCGGGGCCAUGGCGGGCUGUCUCUCCCGUCCCGCGCACACGCUUCCUGGCCCGGUGCAGGCCGGGCUCCCGGCCCUCUUCGAGCUCUGUCGCCGACCUCAUAGCGGACUCCCAGGACCCGGGACUGGAGGACGUGGCGUUGACCGUGUGCUUGUCGCCGCCUCUGAGCUGCAGCAACUCCACCCUGUCCUUGUUGUCUCCCCUUGGCCACCAGAGCUUUCCUUUUGGCGAGGACGACAGUGAAGGGGAGGAUGAAGAGGCAGUGGACGAAGAUGCCCGUGAGUCAGAGGCCAAGGUGGCGAGCCUGGAAGGAACAACGGAGUUACAGGGGCACUCCAGCUGUGAAGCUGGGUCCCAGGAUACACAAGAGCAGAAGCAGAUGCAGUUACGGGAAAGCAGCCUGACACCGUGGGAGAUGUGGUUUGUUGGCAAAGAAAAAGAAGAGCGUGGCCGACUACAACAGAAAGUCCUGGAGGAAUUAAAUCAACAAAUAGAAAAAAGAAAAGAAAUGGAAGAACGUGAAAAAAGAAAGAUAAUCGCUGAAGAAAAGCACAAGGAAUGGGUUCAGAAGAAAAAUGAACAGGAAAGGAAAGAAAGGGAACAAAAAAUUAGUAAAGAAAUGGAAGAAAAAGCAGCAAAGAAACUGGAGAAAGAACAUUUGCAAGAAAAAGCAAAAGCAAAAUACCAAGAAUGGUUGAAGAAAAAGAAUGCUGAAGAAUGUGAGAAAAAGAAAAAAGAGAAGGAAAAAGAAAAGCAACGGCAAGCAGAAUUACAAGAGAAAAAGGAAAUUGCAGAAAAGAAGUUUAAGGAAUGGUUGAAAAAUGCAAAAAAUAAACCUCGUCCAGCUGCAAAAAGCUAUGGUUAUGCCAGUGGGAAGCUUACAGGUUUUUACAGUGGAAAUUCCUACCCAGAACCAACUUUUUAUAACCCAAUUCCAUGGAAACCGAUUCAUAUGCCCCCUCCAAAAGAAGCUAAGAGUGGAACGGGAAAGAAGAGUAAACGACCUGUGACGAGCCAGCCACUCCCAUCAUCGUCUCUAGUGGUUCACAAAGCCAAGAGCAACCUUUGCCUUGGAACUCUGUGCCAGAUACAGAGAUAGAGCCCAGGGAAAUAGCAUACCUUUCUACCUGGAGCUUCUUAGGAAGCUCAGAACAGUUUUGCUUAGCACUUCUCAAUUAGUAAGUCAACAUUUGAUGUGAUAAUUGACAGGUACCAAAUUUUUAAUUUGUAUGUGGGAUCCUUAGCGCUAAAGAUAGUUUUUACUUUUUGGUUUUUAUAAGUCGUUAUGGUUGAUCUAAUGAUUGUAUUUUACUUUUUAUUAAAACUAACUGUAAUAUCAAUAAACCAACAGUUUUUCUUGUG